AAAAAAAAGGGGGCAGCUUGGAGGGAGCAUGGACACCGCCGCCGCCGCCAUGGCCACCGGCGGCGGGGAGGAGGACCAGGCGCGCAUGGAGGCCAUCACCGACAACCUCCAGACCCGGGACGCGUUGCGGCUCUACAACUGGGUGUCGCACCGGUGCUUCUCCGACUGCGUCACCACCUUCUACCGCCGCGCCCUCGGCAAGACGGAGGAGGACUGCGUCCACGCCUGCGUCCGCAAGUUCCUCCUCCUCUCCACCGCCUCCGCCUCCCGCUUCGCCCACCUCGCCGCCGCCGCCGCCGACGACGACUGACCAAUGGUUUAUUCUUGCACUCCACACUUCAGAGAAAGAACCAAAAAAAGGACGAGUUUUGCAGUAUGAUACGGCACCUUCUAGCGACGAAUUCAGUGCUGUUCCGGAUUUUUGGAUCUUUUAUUGGGAGAUGUCAACACAAACGAAAUCUCAGUUUUAGUGCUAUCUCUGUCAUUUUGAUAUCUGAAUCCAGUAGCUGAUGCUCCUCAAAACUUUUAGUGCCCUCCCACUCCAGUUCGUCCUGUUUUAUGGUUGAUCUAGGCGUCUGUCUGGCCCUGAUGAUACACUGCACAAUGAUCUUGUGAGACUACUAUCAAUGUUAAAAACGUAUGUACAUAUUUUUUCGAAAUUGGUAUAAGGGCGAAAUAAACUCAUGCUUAAUGAGUUGAGAGUUGUCGUAAUCCAGAAGCGGGUA
Messenger RNA from Oryza brachyantha (malo sina), 725 nucleotides. Its product is annotated as mitochondrial import inner membrane translocase subunit Tim9-like. The coding region runs from base 29 to 310 and encodes 93 amino acids. The transcript has 2 exons. NCBI's taxonomy places the organism in Eukaryota, Viridiplantae, Streptophyta, Magnoliopsida, Poales, Poaceae. The record is from RefSeq and is a predicted model, not a curated record.